UAUUUAUACCUUUAGCUCUCAGAAUGAUGGGAGAGAUGUUAGCUGGGAUCCAAAAGGGAAACUACACUGGAGGCAUCAUUUUAGAAAAUAGACUGAUGAUAAGUCAGUGUGCAGGUCUUUUUAAUGUGUGCUCCAAAGCCUCAUCAGCUGAUCCUUGUGUCUUUUGUAAUCACCAUGGCAACGGAUGAACAGGCAAUGAGGAAGAGAGAAAGGGUGUAGUUAGAAACAGGGUGGUGUGUGUGUGUGUGUGUGUGUGUGUGUGUGUGUGUGUGUGUGUGUGUGUGUGUGUGUGCAGGGAGCUUAGAGAUUCAGAGAAAAAGGAAAGAGAGUGACGAGUGGAAGUGGGAAUCAGACAAAACAGUUCUUGCACAGAGAAGAAGAGGAGGAGGAAGAAGAGAGGAGCUGAGACGAAGCUGUGGUUCUUUUUGUAAUUUAAAUUUUUUGGGUUUUCUUUUUUUUUUUUUUUUGUCUUUUUGCUGCCCAACAUGUGUUUCAGCUUGGUGAUGCUGUUCCUCUGUCUCUCCCAAACCGAGCUGGCAAGAGUUUGGGUUCAACAGCAAACAGAAAAUUGGUACAGUGUGAUCUCACAGCCACAUGAAGAGUCAACCGGAGGUGGCAGUCAUCCUCACAGAGCUCAGAGGUCGACUUCAGGCCACGUUAGGAUGAGCAGGGCGGUCCUGGGUGGAGGACUCACCAUCGACACCCUGCCAGACAACAUGACACACAUGGUGGAGGACUCUGGCAAGUAUUACACAUGGCGUUGCUUUGGCCCAGAAGACCAGCGCACACAGGAACUAUGGGUAGACAUGAGUGACAUCCAGCAUGGCCAAGUUAGAGUCCAUGGCAUUCUGUCAAAUUCAUACAAGCAGGCUGUGAGGGUUGCCCUGUCGUUUGACUUUCCUUUUUAUGGACAUUACCUGAGGCAGAUUACCAUAGCAACAGGAGGGUUUAUCUUCAUGGGGGACAUUGCUCACCGUAUGUUGACCGCAACACAGUACAUCGCCCCUCUAAUGGCUAAUUUUGACCCCAGCUUCUCCAAAGAUUCCACUGUACAAUACCUGGAUAAUGGUGAGGUGUUUGUGGUGCAGUGGGAGCGGGUCAGACUCCAAGGAAAAGAGUCAGAGGGAGCGUUUACAUUUCAGGCUGCGCUUUACAAAACAGGAACCAUCACGUUCAGCUAUCGAGAUAUACCUCUGCCAUUCGAUGUGAUCAGUUCGGCUGAGCAUCCCGUGACAGUCGGUUUGUCUGAUGCCUUCAUGGUCACGUCACCUUCUGCUAAAUCACCAGAUGACCAACAGCGGACGAUUUACGAGUACCAUCGGGUUCAGGUAGACACUACAAAGAUCACCAGCUUUUCUGCUGUGGAGUUCACUGCACUGCCAACUUGCCUGCAACACGACAGCUGUGAGCUCUGCCUCACAUCCAACCUAACCUCUGGUUGCAGCUGGUGCAAUGUACUCCAGAGGUGUUCAGAUGGCAUGGAUAGACACAGACAAGAAUGGUUGGACUAUGCCUGUUCAGACGAGAGCAAAGAUGCAACCUGUGAGGAUUACACCAGGGCCGACAGCUCCACCGAUUCCUCUAUCACACCAGAGAUCGAGGACGUGACCUCUUUAACUCCUCUACAGAAAGGCUGCGAAAGCUACGAUGAGACCAAACGUCAUAUAUUUAACACUGGCAAAGAUGUGAAGGCAGACUCUUCAACCAAGAGUGAAGGGCUGGCUAACACAGGAGUGAUAGCCGGUAUAGCCGCUGCGCUGGUGUUACUUCUGGCUCUGAUACUUGUCGCUCUUUACAUCAACUACCAUCCUACUACUGCAUCGCCGCUUUACCUCAUCCAGCGACGCAAGAACUACUGGCCUUCCUGGAAGUUUCAGAAGCAACAACCUGGCUACACAGAAGUGGAAGGAGAAGGGCAUGAAAAAGACAGCAUUGUUGAAGCGGGGCCAUGUUGAAAUGAGGGAUGGAAAGUUGGAUAAACAAGAUAUUUACAUUGAACUGAUUUCAACAAACAGUCAAAUAUUUACAUUUGUCAGAACAGUUCAAUUUCAGAGAUUCAGUUUGUGGUUGUUGUUUUUUUUUUUUUUUUAUAUAAAGCUGUUCGUGACUCCGUUGCAGAAAAAGAUGAGGUUGCUGAAUGUUAUAUGAUACUGGAUGAUUUCAUUAGAAAUGUUUUUUUUUUUAUUUUACUUUAUAAAACAUGACACAUGUUUGACAAGCCUUAGAAAUAUACAUAAACUAUGCUGUUUUGCAUCAAACGAAUAAAGACGUGGGUGUCCUUCAGUUUCAGUUCCUGCUGCCUUC
This is a messenger RNA of Dicentrarchus labrax (European seabass), 2304 nucleotides long. RefSeq names its product plexin domain-containing protein 1. The transcript is spliced from 14 exons. NCBI's taxonomy places the organism in Eukaryota, Metazoa, Chordata, Actinopteri, Moronidae. Bases 486 to 1955 code for a protein of 489 amino acids. The record is from RefSeq and is a predicted model, not a curated record.